This is a messenger RNA of Acaulospora colombiana, 234 nucleotides long. The record is from the annotation of a GenBank genome assembly. NCBI's taxonomy places the organism in Eukaryota, Fungi, Glomeromycota, Glomeromycetes, Diversisporales, Acaulosporaceae.
GUUAUCAGAAUUGACCGAGGUGUUGGCAUGAAUCAAUCACUCACCAUGGGCUAUGAUAGUGAAGCUCUGAUAAAAGGACUUCCGGUAUAUCCCGAUGAUGAUGAUGAGAUAUUAUCAACUUGGGAGGAGCGAGCUCGUGCUUGGAAGGAGAUUGACCAAAGAGGUGCUGGGCGACUGAUGGCUUGUAGUUGGGCGAAGAACAACACCCAUCAUAUGGGUCCAGAUUACUGCUAG